AUGGGGGAUAAAGAAUUGAUGUGGGCCUUGAAAAAUGGAGACCUGGACGAGGUUAAGACCCUAAUGAAGGUACGAUAUACUGUAGCUAACUUACUCGCAAAUCAGCCAGCUAAGUGCGCUAGCUAUCUAACAUUAGCUAGCUAUGUUUUGUCUGUAUAGCUAGCAAACGUUAGCUAGCCAUGGCUUUGCAAGGUUAGCUAGCUAGGUAGCUAACUUUCAUAGCUAGCAUCGCAUGCACACAUUAGUUAACUAUCCGUUCACCUAACUAUCACCAACUCACUGUAGUUAGUUAGCUAGCUAGAAGGUUUGCUUUUACAAACGUUUGUAAAACAAUCGCGAGAUUGGGUAGAUUGUUGGAUAGCUAGCUCAAGCAAACUAACGUUACCAUACUACACAGAAAUGGCUAGCUAUCUACGUUGCAUCCCCACUGUGCAACAGCUUGUUGUAAUCUGAUUCAAUCACUGUGUAUCGAUGUGUUUCUGUUUGCUAUUGCCUAAUGAAUGACUUUCUGCAGACAAGCAUAUAUAUGGCCAAGUACCUAGCUACUUAUUUAGCUAGAUAGUUGGCUCCUGCUUGAGAAUCAGUCAUGGUUGGUUUUUAGCAAGCAGUCUGUAAGUAGUUAUAGCCAAAUCAACACGCCCGUGUUGUGACAGCUAGUGUUAAGUGUGCGGAUUUCUCAGAACAUUGUUGCAAGGCAGAUCUAUCUAGAUGGCUAGCUAGCUAACGUUAGGUAGACGGCUUGCUAACUUCAUGCUGUUGAAAACAUGAAAUAGACCUAAUCGUACUACUUGUUUGCUCUCUGCUUUGAAUGAGGAUGUUCAGGGAAACUGUUGGAAUGGUUCUGUUAUCAUUCAGCCUCCAGACUGAGACUCACACAUUUUCAAGCCACACCUAUGCCAUUUUUAGAGCAGUGACACAUUAGCUAUUGGUCUGUAAACUGGUCAUCUUUAGUCACGUUUUAACAUUUUGGUCCAAUUCUAGACAUUUAAAUAGGCUCUGAAACUUGAAUAAAUCAUAUUUGAAGAAUACUUCAAUGAUGUCAGUCGUUUUGAAGGGGUCUUCUUGAAAUGGAUUUGAUCACCAAUGUUGCAUUCUCUGUAGGCCUACAUUCCAGGUGCGUACACUGCAUUCGGAAAGUAUUCAGACCCCUUGACUUUUUCCACAUUGUUACGUUACAGCCUUAAUCGAAAAUGACCAAUUCAUCUAGAUGGUUGUAAAGUCGUCUCAAAUAAAACUGUGAAGGACCUCGGUGUUACUCUUGACCCUGAUCUCUCUUUUGACGAACAUAUCAAGACUGUUUCAAGGACAGCUUUUUUCCAUCUACGUAACAUUGCAAAAAUCAGAAAUAUUCUGUCCAAAAAUGAUGCAGAAAAAUUAAUCCAUGCAUUUGUUACUUCUAGGUUAGACUACUGCAAUGCUCUAUUUUCCGGCUACCCGGAUAAAGCACUAAAUAAACUUCAGUUAGUGCUAAAUACGGCUGCUAGAAUCCUGACUAGAACCAAGAAAUUUGAUCAUAUUACUCCAGUGCUAGCUUCCCUACACUGGCUUCCUGUUAAGGCAAGGGCUGAUUUCAAGGUUUUACUGUUAACCUAUAAAGCGUUACAUGGGCUUGCUCCUACCUAUCUUUCCGAGUUGGUCCUGCCGUACAUACCAAUACGUACGCUACGGUCACAAGACGCAGGCCUCCUAAUUGUCCCUAGAAUUUCUAAGCAAACAGCGGGAGGCAGGGCUUUCUCCUAUAGAUCUCCAUUUUUAUGGAACAGUCUGCCUACCCAUGUGAGAGACGCAGACUCGGUCUCAACCUUUAAGUCUUUACUGAAGACUUAUCUCUUCAGUAGGUCAUAUGAUUGAGUGUAGUCUGGCCCAGGAGUGUGAAGGUGAACGGAAAGGCUGGAGCAACGAACAGCCCUUGCUGUCUCUGCCGGGCCGGUUCCCCUCUCCACUGGGGUUCUCUGCCUCUAACCCUGUUGCAGGGGCUGAGUCACUGGCUUGCUGGUGCUCUUUCAUGCCGUCCCUGGGAGGGGUGCGUCACUUGAGUGGGUUGAGUUACUGACGUGAUCUUCCUGUCUGGGUUGGCGCCCCCCCCUUGGUUUGUGCUGUGGUGGAGACCUCUGUGGGCUAUACUCGGCCUUGUCUCAGGAUUGUAAGUUGGUGGUUGGGGAUAUCCCUCUAGUGGUGCGGGGGCUGUGCUUUGGCGGAGUGGGUGGGGUUAUAUCCUUCCUGUUUGGCCCUGUCCGGGGGUUUCUUCGGAUGGGGCCACAGUGUCUCCGGACCGCUCCUGUCUCAGCCUCCAGUAUUUAUGCUGCAGUAGUUUAUGUGUCGGGGGGCUGGGGUUAGUUGGUUAUACCUGGAGUACUUCUCCUGUCUUAUCCAGUGUCCUGUGUGAAUUUAAGUAUGCUCUCUCUAAUUCUCUCGUUCUCUCUUUCUCUCUGAGAACCUGAGCCCUAGGACCAUACGUCAGGACUACCGGGCAUGAUGACACCUUGCUGUCCCCAGUCCGCCUGGCCUUGCUGCUAUUCCAGUUUCAACUGUUCUGCCUGCGGCUACGAAACCCCUACCUGUCCCAGACCUGCUGUUUUCAACUCUUUAAUGAUCGGCUAUGAAAAGCCAACUGAGAGACCUGAGCCCUAGGACCAUACGUCGGGACUACCGGCCGUGGUGACUCCUUGCUGUCCCCAGUCCGCCUGGCCUUGCUGCUAUUCCAGUUUCAACUGUUCUGCCUGCGGUUAUGGAACCCCUACCUGUCCCAGACCUGCUGUUUUCAACUCUUAAUGAUCGGCUAUGAAAAGCCAACUGAGAUUUAUUCCUGAUUAUUAUUUGACCAUGCUUGUCACUUAUGAACAUUUUUGAACAUCUUGGCAUGGUUCUGUUAUAAUCUCCACCCGGCACAGCCAGAAGAGGACUGGCCACCCCUCAUAGCCUGGUUCCUCUCUAGGUUUCUUCCUAGGCUUUCGCCUUUCUAGGGAGUUUUUCCUAGCCACCGUGCUUCUACACCUGCAUUACUAGCUGUUUGGGGUUUUAGGCUGGGUUUCUGUACAGCACUUCGAGAUAUUAGCUGAUGUAAGAAGGGCUAUAUAAAAUAAAAUUGAUUGAUUGAUUGAUUGAAAUGGAUGACACAUUUUUUUCUCAUCAAUCUACACAAAAUACCCCAUAAUGACAAAGCAAAACCGUUUUUUUUUAGACAUCUCCGAAGAUAAUUUUUUCAUUUACAUAAGUAUUCAGACCCUUUACUCAGUACUUUGUUGAAGCACCUUUGGCAGCAACUACAGCCUUGAGUCUUCUUGGCACACCUGUAUUUGGGGUGUUUCUUCUCUGCAGAUCCUCUCCUAGCUCUGUCGGGUUGGAUGGGGAGCGUCACUGCACAACUAUUUUCAUGCCUCUCCAGAGAUGUUCGAUCGGGUUCAAGUCCGAGCUCUGGAUAGGCCACUCAAGGACAUUCAUAGACUUUUCCCGAAGCCACUCCUGCGUUGUCUUGGCUGUGUGCUUAGGGUCGUUGUCCUGUUGGAAAGUGAACCUUCGCCCCAGUCUGAGGUCCUGAGGACUCUGGAGCAAGUUUUCAUCAAGGAUCUCUCUGCACUUUGCUCAUUUCAUCUUUGCCUUGAUCCUGACUAGUCAAAUCAAAUUGUAUUUCUCACAUACACGUGUUUAGCAGAUGUUAUAGCGGGUGUAGCGAAAUGCUUGUGUUUCUAGCUCCGACAGUACAGUAAUAUCUAACACAAAAAAGUAAUGAAUGGGAUUUAAGAAUAUAUACAUAUAUAUGGACAAGCAAUGACAGAGCGGCAUGGACUAAGAUACAGAAUAAUAUUAUAGAAUGCAGUAUGUACAAAUGAGAUGAGUAGUGCAAGAUAUGUAAACAUUAUUAAAGUGACUAGUGUUCCAUUUCUUAAUGUUGCCGGUGAUUUCAAUAGGCAGCAGCAGCCUCUAAUGUGCUAGUGAUGGCUAUUUAACAGUGAUGGCCUUGAGAUAGAAGCUGUUUUUCAUUCUCUCGGUCCCAGCUUUGAUGCACCUGUACUGACCUCGCUUUAUGGAUGAUAGCGGGGUGAACAGGCAGUGGCUCGGGUGGUUGAUGUCCUUGAUGAUCUUUUUGGCCUUCCUGUGACAUCGGGUGCUGUAUGUGUCUUGGAGGGCGGGUAGUUUGCCCCCGGUAAUGCAUUCGGCAUUACCGUUCCCAGUCCCUACCGCUGAAAAACAUCCCCACAGCAUGCUGCCACCACCAUGCUUCACCGUAGGGAUGGAGCCAGGUUUCCUUCAGACGUGACGUUUGGCAUUCAGGCCAAAGAGUUCAAUCUUGGUUUCAUCAGACCAGAGAAUCUUGUUUCUCAUGGUCUGAGAGUCCUUUAGGGCUGUUGUGCCUUUUACUGAGGAGUGGCUCUAGGAAAAGUCUUGGUGGUUCCAAACGUAUUCCAUUUAAGAAUGAUGGUGGCCACUGUGUUCUUGGGGACCUUAAAUGCUGCAGACAUUUUUUGGUACCCUUCCCCAGAUCUGUGCCUCGACAAAAACCUGUCUCUGUGCUCUACGGACCGUUCCUUCGACCUCAUGGCUUGGUUUAUGCUCUGACAUGCACUGUCAACUGUGGGACCUUUUACGGUGGCUUGCAAAAGUAUUCACCCCCCUGGGCAUUUUUCCUAUUUUGUUGCCUUACAACCUGGAAUUAAAAUUUGAUUUUUUUGGGGGGGGGGGGUUGUAUCAUUUGAUUUACACAACAUGCCUACCACUUUGAAGAUGCAAAAUAUUUUUUUGUGUGAAAAAAAUAGAACUUGAGCGUGCGUAACUAUUCACCCCCCCCCCCCCCAAAGUCAAUACUUUGUAGAGCCACCUUUUGCAGCAAUUACAGCUGCAAGUCUCUUGGGGUAUGGCUCUAUAAGCUUGGCACAUCUAGCCACUGGGAUUUUUGCCCAUUCUUCAAGGCAAAACUGCUCCAGCUCCUUCAAGUUGGAUGGGUUCCGCUGGUGUACAGCAAUCCUAAAGUCAUACCACAGAUUCUCCAUUGGAUUGAGGUCUGGGCUUUGACUAGGCCAUUUCAAAAAACAUUUAAAUGUUUCCCCUUAAACCACUCGAGUGUUGCUUUAUGCUUAGGGUCAUUAUCCUGCUGGAAGGUGAACCUCCGUCCCAGUGUCAAAUCUCUGGAAGACUGAAACAGGUUUCCCUCAAGAAUUUCCCUGUGUAUAUAGCGCCAUCCAUCAUUCCUUCAAUUCUGACCAGGUUCCCAGUCCCUGCCGAUGGAAAAACAUCCCCACAGCAUGAUGCUGCCACCACCAUGCUUCACUGUGGGGAUGGUGUUCUCGGGGUGAUGAGAGGUGUUGGGUUUGCGCCAGACACAACGUUUUCCUUGAUGGCCAAAAAGCUCAAUUUUAGUCUCAUCUGACCAGAGUACCUUCUUCCAUGUUUGGGGAGUCUCCCACAUGGCUUUUGGUAAACACCAAACGUGUUGUGUAUAUAUAUUUUUUCUUUAAGCAAUGACGUUUUUCUGGCCACUCUUCCGUAAAGCCCAGCUCUGUGGAGUGUACGGCUUAAAGUGGUCCUAUGGACAGAUACUCCAAUCUCCGCUGUGGAGCUUUGCAGCUCCUUCAGGGUUAUUUUUGGUCUCUUUGUUGCCUCUUUGAUUUUUUUGAUUUUUUUUUUUUAGUCAUUUAGCAGACGCUCUUAUCCAGAGCGACUUACAGGAGCAAUUAGGGUUAAGUGCCUUGCUCAAGGGCACAUCGACAGAUUUUUCACCUAGUCGGCUCGGGGAUUAGAACCAGCGACCUUUCGGUUACUGGCACUAUGCUCUUAACCACUAAGCUACCUGCCGCCCUGAUUAAUGCCCUCCUUGCCUGUGAGUUUUGGUGGGCGGCCCUCUCUUGGCAGGAUUGUUGUGGUGCCAUAUUCUUUCUAUUUUUUAAAUAAUGGAUUUAAUGGUGCUCCAUUGGAUGUUCAAAGAUUCAGAAAGAACCCUGAUCUGUACUUCUCCACAACUUUGUCCCUGACCUGUUUGGAGAGCUCCUUGGUCUUCAUGGUGCUGCUUGCUUGGUGGUGCCGCUUGCUUAGUGGUGUUGCAGACUCUGGGGCCUUUCAGAACUUGUGUGUGUAUGAGAUCAUGUGACACUUAGCUUGCACACAGGUGGACUUUAUUUAACUAUGUGACUUCUGAAGGUAAUUGGUUGCACCAGAUCUUAUUUAGGAGCUUCAUAGCAAAAGGGGUGAAUACAUAUGCACGCACAGCUUUUCCGUGAUUUAUUUUGUAUAAUUUUUUUGAAACACGUUUUUUUUUUUUCACUUCACCAAUUUGGACUAUUUUGUGUAUGUCCAUUACAUGAAAUCCAAAUAAAAAUAAAUUUUAAUUACAUGAUGUAAUGCAACAAAAUAGGAAGAAUGCCAAGGGGGAUGAAUACUUUUGCAAGGCACUGUAUAUAGACAGGUGUGUGUGUGCCUUUCCAAAUAAUGUCCAAUCAAUAGAAACAUGAUGCACUUGAGCUCAAUUGAGUCUCAUAGCAAAAGGUCUGAAUACUAAUGUAAAUAAGGUAUUUCUGUUUUUAUUUUUAAUUAAUUUGCAAACAUUUCUAACCCUGUUUUCGCUUUGUCAUUAUGGGGUAUUGUGUGUAGAUUGAUACAAAAUUAAUGUAAUCCAUUUUAGAAUAAGGCUGUAACAAAACAAAAUGUGGAGAAAGUGUCUGAAUACUUUCCGAAUGCACAGUACAUCAGGAAGGUAUCUAAGCAUUGGAUCUAUUUGUAAAGUAAGGGGAAAUUAUACUGAAACACAGCUUGUGGUUUAAGGUUUAGCCAGUCUGGUGUAGGUUGAACACCUUAAAAUAACUCAGGAGGCUAACUCUUGUUCAAAGCCUUACCACACUGAUGAAUCGUUAGGCCUGCAGAACUCCUGUGUGAAAGCAACAUGCCUUUUAUGCAUUUUGUUUCUACAGUAGGCUAGGAGCUAGACAAUCUAAUCUUUAUAGACCUACCAGUUGAUUAGCUAACUUCUGUGAAAUAGCCUAGCCCUAACCAUUAGGGUGGUCAGUAUUUAGGCUGUGCUUUCCUUUCAGCUUUUGGUAAUUGAGUCUAAUCAAAGUCAGAGGAGGUACGGCUAGUUCAAAAAAUUUACUGAUUUUGGCAAGCAAUAACAUUACUAAUGCACUGAGGUGCUGCAUUACUCAUAUUGAUCUCCAAGGCUGCGUUUACACAGGCAACCCAAUUCUUCUGAUCUUUUGCCACUAAUUUGUCUUUUGACCAAUCAGAUCAGAUGUUUUGCCAGUAAUUGACCAAAAGAUCAGAAUUGGGCUGCCUGUGUAAACCCAGCCCAAUAAUCCCAGAUUACAAUUAAAUUGCAAUAGGAUGGAAAUGUUUCAGAUCUGGGCUAUUAAAUUGCGGAGAUGGAUUACUGCACAUGUGGAUAUUACAGACUGCGAUCCACUGUGUUUUCCCUUACCCCUCAACCCUAAUGAAACCAUUUAAAUUGGCACCAUAUCAUCCAGCUCCUGGAGGACCGGUGGGGCUCUGUGGGUGAUUGGUGCAUAUAUAGCCAGUCAUACAGCUAGUGACGCGAGCAGUUUGACUACACAUAUCACUGUGGUGGAAAGCAGUUAUGCUUAUGUCAUUCAUAGUAUUCAUAUUUGAACUGCAAGAAGGGCAACUAGUGUCUGCAACUGCUGUCUCCAGUUUAACCAAUAGGAACCCUUCUCACCAGGCUACAUUAGCCUAACUCACAGGAGAGUAGAGAGGGCCAUGUAAACUGUGAUUACAACACAUGGAUGGACCAUAAGCUACAUUUACCAGAGCUAUGGAGACCUAUCAAGCUUCAGGAAUACAAUAAAUUGCAGCAAGGGCAUCCAUUGGAUCACUGUGCUGUCUAGUCUAAGCUUUUGAGAGCAGGUGAGUGGUGGUAGCAUUACCCAAAGCCUGGCUGUGACCGUUUUCUGAGCCAGAUUGAUUAUCACGCCCGGCCGGCACAGCUAAAGACUAGCCCAGACCCUGACUCAUCCCCUGAUAGGCUUGUUGCCUUAGGGCAGUUCCGCAGUAAUGGAAUUAUGCGGAGGGUUCGAAUUUUCACUUUAAAAUGUGUACCAAACAAAAAACAUUGAUUUCAAAGUUUAACAAACCAUAACUCUAUGCACAAGGACUUUCCUGCUUUUAACUAUUUCUGCAGAACAUUUUACAAAAUCGCAUUUACUGGAAGAACUAUGCAAAAACAAAGUUUGGUAACUGAACAAAGCUGAGGGAGAUUUUACCGUAAUUCUGUUACAGAACUUUGCAUUUUAAAUCUUUUUUUAUUGGUUUAUUAUAUUCACUGUGUAAAUUGUUCAAGGUAGUCAUUGUGCAUAGAGCUGUAUGAUUUUGUUAAACUUUUAAAUCAAUUUUUUGUUUGUUUGGCAUACGCUUUAAAGUGAAAAAUCUGAGUCUUAUCAGAUCUGCUGGUGACCAACACAGAGACGAAGGAUAGCCAUGCCCUCUGUCAACCCCAGCACCAGUGUCACUCCCAUCACACUCUUGCUUCCUAUAAUAAGAUAUGUCUCAUUCACACACAAGCUCAGAGUAGGUACUGCUUCAUGUUCAUGGGUACAGCGUAGGUCCUAGCUAAAGUAUAGGUGACCUAUAGAGCUACUGUCUGGGAAUCCAUUUCUGUAUUCCCCCUCUUUGUCCUGUAGCUAGCCAGGUACCAUAGAAAGUCAUUCAAAGCUAACAGGGUGGGUUUCUGCUGCAUAGCAGGAUGCUUAGCAGGUGAAUACAUUUCAGUCCUCUCUUUCCUCAGGCCACAGAGCCAGCUAAAAAUAAAGGUGCUAUGGUAUGACAUGGCACUGACAACGCUGUCUCUGUGUGUGUGUUUUGAACUAAGAGGAGGGGGAUUUCCAUUAUAUGCGAUUGUAUUAACUGUGUGAAAUAAGUGUUUGUUCCUUUUUAGCAAGCUGGUGACCAAGUCUUGAUACAGGAGGGGAAGUUGUGUAGGUGAUGAUGGUAUCUUAACCUUGUGUUUUUAGGAUGAGGAUGUGAACAGAACCCUGGAGGGAGGCAGGAAGCCCCUGCACUACGCUGCUGACUGUGGCCAGGCUGAGAUGCUGGAGUUCCUCCUCUCCAAGGGAGCAGAUGUCAACGUAAGAGCUGCUAGUGGGAAUACUGCAAUCAAUAUAGGCCUACUAUUGUUAUACAGUUAUUAGAAUACUGCUAUCAAUAUAGGCCUACUGCUGUAAUACAGUUAUUAGAAUACUGCUGUUAAUAUAGGCCUACUGCUGUAAUACAGUUAUUAGAAUACUGCUAUCAAUAUAGGCCUACUGCUGUAAUACAGUUAUUAGAAUACUGCUAUCAAUAUAGGCCUACUGCUGUAAUACAGUUAUUAGAAUACUGCUGUUAAUAUAGGCCUACUGCUGUAAUACAGUUAUUAGAAUACUGCUGUUAAUAUAGGCCUACUGCUGUUACACAGUUAGUAUUUAACAGCAGUAUUCUAAUAUCAGUCAUUCCUCUCUUCAUUUGAUUAUUACUGAUAUCUGGUACUGAUAUGGAAGAAGGCUAUGGUGGUAGGCCUCACUUUCACCUAUCUGCUCACGUUAGACAGAUCAGUUAUUACUGAUGACCAAGGAUAAGAAGGAAGGAAUGAUGUAUUUUCCCUUCUGUGUUUGCAUUAAUUUGCUUAUUGAAUAGGGCCAAAGGUACCAGAGAGAAAACACUCCUUAUCUGAUUCCACCUACAAAGCUUUCUACUAUAGUCAAUCACUAAAAUGUAGUAACGACUGGACUGACAUGCUUAACUACUGUAGACUCAGCUAGUGUUGUUCAGACGUGGAGAUGGUGCAGUUCUAUUUUGGACCAAUGGAUUCCUCCCUUAUUUAGGACCUUGUCAUUCUCCUGAAGCCCAUCUCCCAAUCUAUUCCCUCAUGUGCAGAGAGCGCCAUCUAAGGCCAGACCACAUACUCUGUCCGAAUCUCCCGAGCCUCAUCCUUACACACUGCGUGAGGGAAUCGAUCUGGUUUUACAAAUUGAGUAAGUAGUGAUGGGUUUUGGCAUUUACAAAGUUGGGAGAAAUUGGAGAUUUUCCUCGUUGUGCACUUCCGUUUUUUAAAAUAUAUUUGUUCUCCCUGUUUUCCCCCAGCCUUGCUUAGGGUCACUGCCCUCGACCAGACGGUUGCCCCGAACGUGUUGACCUUCGGCAACUCAACAAUUUACUUAUGUAGGGAAUUUCUUGUUAAGCCUUUCACUUCAACAUGCUAUUACCUUCAUGGUUGUUUUUUUCCCCUUUGCUUUCCCCAAUAUGCACGCACAGCUUUUCCGUGAUUUAUUUUGUAUAAUUUUUUUGAAACACGUUUUUUUUUUUUUCACUUCACCAAUUUGGACUAUUUUGUGUAUGUCCAUUACAUGAAAUCCAAAUAAAAUAAAUUUAAUUACAUGAUGUAAUGCAACAAAAUAGGAAGAAUGCCAAGGGGGAUGAAUACUUUUGCAAGGCACUGUAUAUAGACAGGUGUGUGUGUGCCUUUCCAAAUAAUGUCCAAUCAAUAGAAACAUGAUGCACUUGAGCUCAAUUGAGUCUCAUAGCAAAAGGUCUGAAUACUAAUGUAAAUAAGGUAUUUCUGUUUUUAUUUUUAAUUAAUUUGCAAACAUUUCUAACCCUGUUUUCGCUUUGUCAUUAUGGGGUAUUGUGUGUAGAUUGAUACAAAAUUAAUGUAAUCCAUUUUAGAAUAAGGCUGUAACAAAACAAAAUGUGGAAGAAAGUGUCUGAAUACUUCCCGAAUGCACAGUACAUCAGGAAGGUAUCUAAGCAUUGGAUCUAUUUGUAAAGUAAGGGGAAAUUAUACUGAAACACAGCUUGUGGUUUAAGGUUUAGCCAGUCUGGUGUAGGUUGAACACCUUAAAAUAACUCAGGAGGCUAACUCUUGUUCAAAGCCUUACCACACUGAUGAAUCGUUAGGCCUGCAGAACUCCUGUGUGAAAGCAACAUGCCUUUUAUGCAUUUUGUUUCUACAGUAGGCUAGGAGCUAGACAAUCUAUCUUUAUAGACCUACCAGUUGAUUAGCUAACUUCUGUGAAAUAGCCUAGCCCUAACCAUUAGGGUGGUCAGUAUUUAGGCUGUGCUUUCCUUUCAGCUUUUGGUAAUUGAGUCUAAUCAAAGUCAGAGGAGGUACGGCUAGUUCAAAAAUUUACUGAUUUUGGCAAGCAAUAACAUUACUAAUGCACUGAGGUGCUGCAUUACUCAUAUUGAUCUCCAAGGCUGCGUUUACACAGGCAACCCAAUUCUUCUGAUCUUUUGCCACUAAUUUGUCUUUUGACCAAUCAGAUCAGAUGUUUUGCCAGUAAUUGACCAAAAGAUCAGAAUUGGGCUGCCUGUGUAAACCCAGCCCAAUAAUCCCAGAUUACAAUUAAAUUGCAAUAGGAUGGAAAUGUUUCAGAUCUGGGCUAUUAAAUUGCGGAGAUGGAUUACUGCACAUGUGGAUAUUACAGACUGCGAUCCACUGUGUUUUCCCUUACCCCUCAACCCUAAUGAAACCAUUUAAAUUGGCACCAUAUCAUCCAGCUCCUGGAGGACCGGUGGGGCUCUGUGGGGUGAUUGGUGCAUAUAUAGCCAGUCAUACAGCUAGUGACGAGAGCAGUUUGACCACACAUAUCACUGUGGGGGAAAGCAGUUAUGCUUAUGUCAUUCAAAUGUAUUGAUAUUUGAACUGCAGGAAGGGCAACUAGUGUCUGCAACUGCUGUCUCAGUUUGUCCAAUAGGAACCCUUCUCACCAGGCUACAUUAGCCUAACUCACAGGAGAGUAGAGGGCCGUGUAAACUGUGAUUACAACACAUGGAUGGACAUAAGAUACCUUUUUACCAGAGCUAUGGAGACCUAUCAAGCUUCAGGAAUCCGAUAAAUUGCAGCAAGGGCUGGAUCACUGUGCUGUCUAGCCUAAGCUUUUGAGAGCAGGUGAGUGGUGGUAGCAUUACCCAAAGCCUGGCUGUGACCUUUUCUGAGCCAGAUUGAUUAUCACGCCCGGCCGGCACAGCUAAAGACUAGCCCAGACCCUGACUCAUCCCCUGAUAGGCUUGUUGCCUUAGGGCAGUUCCGCAGUAAUGGAAUUAUGCGGAGGGUCCGAUUUUUCACUAAAAUGUGUACCAAACAAAAAACAUUAAUUUCAAAGUUUAACAAACCAUUCAACUCUAUGCACAAGGACUUUCCUGCUUUUAACUAUUUCUGCAGAACAUUUUACAAAAUCGCAUUUACUGGAAGAACUAUGCAAAAACAAAGUUUGGUAACUGAACAAAGCUGAGGGAGAUUUUACCGUAAUUCUGUUACAGAACUUUGCAUUUUAAAUCUUUUUUUAUUGGUUUAUUAUAUUCACUGUGUAAAUUGUUCAAGGUAGUCAUUGUGCAUAGAGCUGUAUGAUUUUGUUAAACUUUUAAAUCAAUUUUUUGUUUGUUUGGCAUACGCUUUAAAGUGAAAAAUCUGAGUCUUAUCAGAUCUGCUGGUGACCAACACAGAGACGAAGGAUAGCCAUGCCCUCUGUCAACCCCAGCACCAGUGUCACUCCAUCACACUCUUGCUUCCUAUAAUAAGAUAUGUCUCAUUCACACACAAGCUCAGAGUAGGUACUGCUUCAUGUUCAUGGGUACAGCGUAGGUCCUAGCUAAAGUAUAGGUGACCUAUAGAGCUACUGUCUGGGAAUCCAUUUCUGUAUUCCCCCUCUUUGUCCUGUAGCUAGCCAGGUACCAUAGAAAGUCAUUCAAAGCUAACAGGGUGGGUUUCUGCUGCAUAGCAGGAUGCUUAGCAGGUGAAUACAUUUCAGUCCUCUCUUUCCUCAGGCCACAGAGCCAGCUAAAAAUAAAGGUGCUAUGGUAUGACAUGGCACUGACAACGCUGUCUCUGUGUGUGUGUUUUGAACUAAGAGGAGGGGGAUUUCCAUUAUAUGCGAUUGUAUUAACUGUGUGAAAUAAGUGUUUGUUCCUUUUUAGCAAGCUGGUGACCAAGUCUUGAUACAGGAGGGGAAGUUGUGUAGGUGAUGAUGGUAUCUUAACCUUGUGUUUUUAGGAUGAGGAUGUGAACAGAACCCUGGAGGGAGGCAGGAAGCCCCUGCACUACGCUGCUGACUGUGGCCAGGCUGAGAUGCUGGAGUUCCUCCUCUCCAAGGGAGCAGAUGUCAACGUAAGAGCUGCUAGUGGGAAUACUGCAAUCAAUAUAGGCCUACUAUUGUUAUACAGUUAUUAGAAUACUGCUAUCAAUAUAGGCCUACUGCUGUAAUACAGUUAUUAGAAUACUGCUGUUAAUAUAGGCCUACUGCUGUAAUACAGUUAUUAGAAUACUGCUAUCAAUAUAGGCCUACUGCUGUAAUACAGUUAUUAGAAUACUGCUAUCAAUAUAGGCCUACUGCUGUAAUACAGUUAUUAGAAUACUGCUGUUAAUAUAGGCCUACUGCUGUAAUACAGUUAUUAGAAUACUGCUGUUAAUAUAGGCCUACUGCUGUUACACAGUUAGUAUUUAACAGCAGUAUUCUAAUAUCAGUCAUUCCUCUCUUCAUUUGAUUAUUACUGAUAUCUGGUACUGAUAUGGAAGAAGGCUAUGGUGGUAGGCCUCACUUUCACCUAUCUGCUCACGUUAGACAGAUCAGUUAUUACUGAUGACCAAGGAUAAGAAGGAAGGAAUGAUGUAUUUUCCCUUCUGUGUUUGCAUUAAUUUGCUUAUUGAAUAGACCUAAUGGUACCAGAGAGAACAACACUCCCUUAUUCUGAUUCCACUCAUACAAUGCUUCUACUAUAGUCAAUCACAUACUGUAGUAACGACUGAGACUGACAUGGACUUAACUACUGUAGACUCAGCUAGUGUUGUUCAGACGUGGAGAGUGGUGCAGGUCUAUGUUUGGACCAAUGGGAUUCCUCCGUUAUGAAGGGACCUGUCAUUCUCCUGAAGCCAUCUCCCAAAUCUAUUCCCUCAGUGUGCAGAGAGCAGCACAGUCUAACUGGCCAGACCACAUACUCUGUCAGAAUGCUCCCGAGCCUCAUCCCAUUACCACACCACACUGCAGUGGAGGGAAUCGAUCUGCUUUUACAAUGGAGUAGAGUAGUGAUGGUUGUGGCAUUUACAAGUUAGGGAAGAAGAUUGUAUUGUACCGUUUUGUUCUUGUAUCUUUUUAGGUAGCCUCGGUGUGCAACUGUUCUUAAUAAUAAUAUUAGAAAUUUCGUAACCUUAUUCAAAGCUAUACUUUGGUCUCAAUCCCCUCAGGCCCUCAAUAUUGCCACACAAGCCUGAACGUGCUUAUGGGUGUCACUGGCCUCUCACUGACCCAAGACGUUAUAGUUAGUUUCACACAGACACGUGUUGACCGUUCAGGCGACACUUGCUAGAACAGGAAGUUCUGACCUUAAUGUACCUGUGGUGAAUUUGGAGAGCUCGUUAACUAGGCCUAACUCUCACUGCACACAGUCUGUAGAGCCAUGUCCUCUCCCAACCUCCAUUAUCCGCCUCAUGGUCUGAUCACCACCACACUUCUCAUUCACUCCAACUUCACCAUUUUGCUUUCUCUCUAAUCUGGUUUCACUAACAAGAGUCCCUGUCUCCCUCCCAGUCCCUUCAGAUAAGGGGCCCUAGCCAGAGCUCCUGAAACAGGGGAGAUAAAUACAGUGGCAGAGUAGAUUUCCUCUCAGUAAUUCAUUGACAUGAUAAGGAGAGAAAUAAAAGUGCUCCCUCUCUCUCUGAGUUAUUUCCUCUGAUAAUGAGAGUGAUGUGAUGUGCCCUUGUGUUGGAGGCAGGGACGACCCUGUGGUCUGCUGAUGUAUGACACCCAUCCACACACAAACCCGCUCUCUCCUUUUGUUCACUCUCUUUCUUUGGUCUCCCACAGGCCCCAGACAAACAUGGUAUCACUCCGCUGCUCUCUGCCACGUACGAGGGUCACCUCUCCUGCGUCAAGAUCCUGUUAGAAAAGGUAAUGCCUCACCGCGUGCGCACACGCAUGCACAGAGCUGUCUUUACACUGGUCAGUGCCAUUGCUGUGUUCGAAGUUCUGUGUGAC
Messenger RNA from Coregonus sp. 'balchen', 14939 nucleotides. NCBI's taxonomy places the organism in Eukaryota, Metazoa, Chordata, Actinopteri, Salmoniformes, Salmonidae. The record is from the annotation of a GenBank genome assembly.